Messenger RNA from Phragmites australis (common reed), 1135 nucleotides. Its product is annotated as Golgi apparatus membrane protein-like protein ECHIDNA. Gene Ontology annotation, biological process: protein secretion; vesicle-mediated transport. The record is from RefSeq and is a predicted model, not a curated record. Bases 180 to 731 code for a protein of 183 amino acids. Gene Ontology annotation, cellular component: Golgi membrane. The transcript is spliced from 6 exons. Lineage: Eukaryota; Viridiplantae; Streptophyta; Magnoliopsida; Poales; Poaceae.
UCAGUUCAGUUCCAAUCUUGGAUCUCUAGACUCCAGAGAGGGACAGACCAGCCCAGAGCGCAGAGCCCCAGACAGAGCGCGAGCAGAAGCAUCCUCCAAAACUCGCGCAUCCGUAGCACCCAAGAGAGUGGGGAGCGAGGGCGCGAGGCGGUGGCCGCAGAGGGGAGCACCAAGCAUCCAUGGAUCAGCGCCAGGUGGUUAGCGAGAAUUAUGCCAAUCCCAUAACGUGCUUCUUCCAUGUGCUCUUCAAGGCGGCGGCAUUGGCAUUCUACAUCCUGUUCUCGCUCUUCGUGAAGAGCUUCGUCAUCAUCUUCGUGAUCACCGUGCUCCUCGCCGCGCUCGACUUCUGGGUGGUGAAGAACGUCAGCGGGAGGAUAUUGGUCGGGCUGCGGUGGUGGAAUGAGAUCGACGAUGAGGGAAACAGUGUGUGGAAAUUCGAGUGCCUCGAUGGGGAGUCUCUCGCUCGGAUGAACAAAAAGGACUCGUGGCUGUUCUGGUGGACCCUUUACUUGACUGCUGCUGCAUGGAUCAUUCUCGGUAUAUUUUCACUCAUCAGACUUGAGGCCGAUUACCUUCUUGUUGUUGGAGUUUGCUUGACUCUAAGCAUUGCAAACAUUGUUGGAUUCACCAAAUGCAACAAAGAUGCCAAGAAGAACAUCCAGGCGUUCGCUCAAAACGCUCUUGCUUCCCGUGUCACAUCAUCGCUGCAAUCAGCAUUUGGAGUCAUCUGAAGUUCCCACAUGGAGACCCUAAUAUUACACACAGCAGUGUACAAUUUGUCAAAAGGAUGAGUAUGCAUUCGAUAUUAUUGCCUUUCCUUUGAUUGCAAGGAUGUGACUCCUCCGGCGUAGAUAGCAUAUCCUACUAUCCCAUUUCGAUACAUUUUUUUUAUUCAUACAACAAAUAGGUUGAUUUUGAUGUACCAGAAAAUGCCUUCGGUUACUGCUCUUGGAUGGUUUGUCCGUAUACUUGUCUCCUGCUCUGAAGAAGUGAACAGAAAAUUCUCUGCAGCCUUUUUUUUUCUUUUGCCAUGGAGAUGAAAAUAUUACUGUAAUGAACAGUGUACUUAUCUGAACCUUGACAUCCAAUGCAGAAUUCUCUCUUUUUCCUUUUGAGUUGAUGCUUUGUUGCUUAA